AUGGAGCUGUCAUCUGUUCCAUGUGGGAACACGAGGUCUUGCGAUGAUGUCGCAGCUGAGGCACAUCAUAGCAUGGAUAUAGUUACGAGAGGAAGCACGCCACCACGUUCGCGUUCUACUGUCUUGAAUACAAAGUUGAUACCAGCGAUAAGGAAUAAUCUUAUCAAUCAAUUCGACUUGAUAUGCAGCAUUUCCUUGCCGAACAUUCGUCGAUCUCGAAGUACUCCACCGGGUUCGGGACGCAACUGCGAGGCAGCUUCACCGACGCUUAGAGCAAGUCAAGAUUCAUCGAGUUCAUCCAUCAGAAUGCACAGGACGAAUCGUAAUGCAGUUGCUAGAAGCAUGAAAAGUUCAAGGAUCAAUGCAUGGAACGUGGUAUAUGAUCAACCCAAGCCCGAUCCCUAUCGAUACUUCAGACGUUUCCAUCGCUCUCCUGAAUAUUCACGCGAAUUGAUUCAGCUGAUUAAUUUCGCUUUCUUCGUAGAACGAUGGAAAAGUUACACGGAAGCAUUCAAUGCUGCUUAUCCUAUGUACAAAAUGACGAACUCCGAAGACAGCCGUUAUUACUUCUUUUUCUACUCACAUUUUGCUGCCGGUAGUAAUCAAUUGAAUCUAUCGAAAUCGACCGUCAUUAUGCCUUUCGCAACUCCAACACCUAAUCAACGGCGUUUUUCUACGUCGACGUCGAGCUCGAAAAUGACGCGCGAAGGGUCGUUUAGUUCAACAGUUGGUUCAUUCGAUUUGGCUGGUGAAUAUCGCGGUUCGGCUACAUUGCUCGGAAGAAUCUUCCGCUUUGAACUUAGUAAGCCGAAACAGAGGAGAAUGAGCACUCCACUUUCAAUCUAUCCACAUCAGUAUACGGAGGAUCCUACUGUAGCAUGGGAAAUGCUGAAACCGAAGCGACCUGUUAAAAACGUCCGACAAAUGAAGUUGGAUUCACCGAUGAAGGCGGAUCACGUGCGAUUCGUUUGUGUGGCUUGUACUCAUGGCGUUGCUCUUGAUCCGGCUUUUGUACCUCCUGGUGAUAUUUUAAUUGUUGCUGGUGAUUUUACGAGCUGCGGCCUCCCUAAAGAGAUCAAGAUGUUCAAUGAAAAUAUGGGAAAAGAUAUUGGCGAAGCAAAAGAAACGGCCUUGAAGCAGGCUUUAUCCGCUGCUCUAUCUUCAGCUAAAGUAAAUAAUCCAAAGUCACUGCUCACAAAUGUUAUAUAUUUACAAGAUUCAAUGGUUGAAUUGUUCGGUAUUCGCAUAUACGGCACCCCGUGGCAACCGAAAAUGGAUAAUUGGGCAUUCAAUUUACCACGAGGGCAAACCCUUCUAACAAAAUGGAAUCAAAUUCCUACCGGAGUUGAUGUACUCAUAACACAUACCCCUCCUCUUGGGCACGGCGAUACCUUGUCAACAGGAAGCAGGGCUGGAUGCGUUGAGCUUCUGAAUUCAGUUGUGAAGAGGAUACGUCCAAAGUAUCAUGUAUUCGGACAUGUUCAUGAAGGCUAUGGUUGUACAUCAGAUGGUUAUACAAAGUUUAUUAAUUGUUGUUUAAUGAAUGAGAAUUUGGAAAUGACAAAUACGCCGGUUAUAUUCGAUAUUCCAGUGAACGCAGAGACGAAAGCGCAUUUUCUGCAGAACAGCAAGAAACUAAUGAAGAAGCUAACACACAAAUAA
Anisakis simplex (herring worm) is the source of this 1662-nucleotide messenger RNA. NCBI's taxonomy places the organism in Eukaryota, Metazoa, Nematoda, Chromadorea, Rhabditida, Anisakidae. The record is from the annotation of a GenBank genome assembly.